This is a messenger RNA of Chrysemys picta bellii (western painted turtle), 4835 nucleotides long. RefSeq names its product solute carrier family 45 member 2 (gene SLC45A2). Gene Ontology annotation, cellular component: membrane. The record is from RefSeq and is a predicted model, not a curated record. NCBI's taxonomy places the organism in Eukaryota, Metazoa, Chordata, Testudines, Emydidae. Gene Ontology annotation, molecular function: sucrose:proton symporter activity. Gene Ontology annotation, biological process: transmembrane transport.
GUGAGCCAGGCCCCCUGUCAUCCAGAGCUAGAACAAACCUUCUCUGAGCCACUUACAGGAACAUCAGGCUUAGCUAGUCCAAUGACUUUAACGAAACAGGAUUUCAGUGCAGGACUUCCACCACCAUCUGAGCUGGGCAUUGCUGGCAUGGACAGCAGCAGAGGGAAGGAAAAAGCUGUGUUGGAAUCCUUGGCAGGAGGAGACGCCUUUGGAUCAGUGGAGCCUGUCAAAAAGCCCUCGGGAAGGCUGAUUAUGCACAGCAUGGCCAUGCUCGGCCGGGAGUUCUGCUAUGCGGUGGAGGCUGCCUUUGUCACCCCGGUGCUGCUCAGUGUGGGGCUGCCCAAGAGCCUCUACAGCCUGGUGUGGCUCAUCAGCCCCAUCCUGGGCUUUGUGCUGCAGCCGGUGGUGGGAUCAGCCAGUGACCACUGCACCUCUGGCUGGGGCAAGCGGCGCCCUUACAUCCUGGCUCUGGGCAUUCUGAUGUUGCUGGGUAUGGCUUUGUACCUCAAUGGGGACAUGAUGGUCUCAGCUUUGAUCCCCGAGCGAGGCAAGCAGCGGACCUGGGCCAUAGUGAUAACCAUGCUGGGCGUAGUGCUCUUUGAUUUUGCAGCUGACUUUAUCGAUGGUCCCAUCAAAGCGUAUUUAUUUGAUGUUUGCUCUCAUCAGGAUAAAGAGAAGGGUCUUCAUUACCAUGCUCUCCUCACAGGUCUGGGUGGUGCCCUGGGUUACCUAACAGGUGCUAUGGAUUGGGGGAAUUCUGUACUAGGAAGAUUUUUGGGAUCGGAAUUCCAGGUGAUGUUCAUCAUUGCGGCUUUGGUUUUCCUAAUCUGUCUUACUGUACACUUGUGCAGCAUUCCCGAAGCCCCUCUCAGAGAUGACAGUACAGAAACUAAGCUCUUGCUGAAAGUGGAUGGACCCUCCGAGUAUGGUUCCAUCGAGAGCGUCAACAAUGGUUAUUUAAAACCAGGAUAUGCUGAAAAAAAGAUUUUAUCUGAGUUGGGGAAAUCCACCGAAACACCACAGACACAGGUUCAGACACGGAUGACCGUUAAAUGCCUUCUGAAGGCAAUUUUAAGUAUGCCUUCCCACUAUCGCUGUCUGUGCAUCAGCCACCUCAUCGGGUGGACAGCUUUCCUUUCCAACAUGCUCUUCUUCACUGACUUCAUGGGACAGAUAGUAUACCACGGAAAUCCUUAUGCACCACAUAACUCCACAGCUUACCUUACCUAUGAAAGAGGAGUCGAGAUUGGAUGUUGGGGCAUGUGCAUCAAUGCAAUUUCUUCAUCGCUCUAUUCCUACUUGCAAAAAGCUCUUCUGCCUUGUAUAGGAUUAAAGGGACUUUAUUUCAUUGGAUACCUGCUUUUUGGGAUAGGCACUGGGUUUAUUGGACUGUUUCCCAAGGUAUAUUCUACUCUGGCUCUGUGCUCGCUCUUUGGAGUCAUGUCCAGCACACUGUACACUGUCCCAUUCAACCUCAUUGCAGAAUAUCACAGGGAGGAAGAGAGUCAAAAGGAACAGAAUGGAGGAGAAGCUGAGGCCACUGGAAGAGGGAAGGGAAUUGACUGCGCGGCGCUCACUUGCAUGGUGCAGCUGGCACAGAUCAUUGUUGGAGUGGGUCUGGGGUUCUUGGUCAGUGCUGCAGGCAGUGUAAUAGUGGUUGUGAUUUGUGCAUCUGCUGUGGCAUUAACAGGCUGUUGCUUUGUUGCUUUCUUUGUUCGGUAUGUGGAAUAGAACAGUGCAUAGAUGAAGGAAGAAAUCCCCACGGGAACUUUGUCACUCUUGAUCUGUAUCCAUUGGGUGCAGUUUCUACACUGAUAUUUUUAUAGCACGCUCUUCUUUCAUUGGCUGGAGUGGUUAAAAUUCCAGGGCAUUAUUUCUCCAGAGUGGAAAUACGUGGUAAAAUUGGUGGCCUCACUUCUCAGGCUGUAAGAUCUCUCCAUGACUUUCCUUCCUCUGCCCCAAUUUUGUGUUAACAUGUAAGCCACUUUCAUACAUGGCAGUGUAAUGCUCUUCAUCAUUAGUGGUAAUGCUCAUCAUUAGCCAAGCUGGAGAAGAGAAGAGAUGAAAUGUGUGGCAAAAAGAAUGUAUCCAGUAAGAGUGAAAGCUGGGGUUACUGAUCCCAAACUCCAAGGAGGUACUUUUAAGAUGGGGGUUCUUAGCCUGGGGUCAUGGUUCCAAGGAAGUGUCAAGGAGUCACACCCAGUGCUUAAUUUGUGCCAGGGCUGAGCCCCGGCACCUCUAGGCUUGGCAGUUCAUAGCCCCGGCACCUCUAGGCUUGUCACAUCAGUUAUGAAAGUAAAAAAAUUGCUUGAGGUCCAGCACCUAAUUGCUUGAGCCCCAGGACCUUCAUUAGAGAUUAAGCACUGGUCACAACCACUGUGUCCUUUCAGUAUUGCCAAAUGGGAGAGGGGUUCCGGCUAGAUGAGGAGCGGGCGUAGUAUGGAAAAGUGGAUCCUGGUGUGGAAAAGGUUGAGAAGUCCUACUUUAAGGUAUAUCCCACUACUGGACAGCUUUAUGUGGUAUGUUGUGCUUAUAUAAAUGUGAAAGAAUAACAUAGAACAAGAUUUUCAAACAUGGAUGCCUAGAGAUGGGCUCCUAAGUCCAUAUUGAGGCACCUAAAUAGGGAGUCAGUGGGGAGCUGCUGGGAGUUGAGCAACUUUGAAAAUCUAGCCCCUUGUUUAAAUGUCUAAAAUUAGGCACCCAUUUUUAAAAAAUCUUGGCCAAAAAUUCUAAAAUUUGUGAGCCACCUAAAAUGUUCAAGCUGAUUGAUACAGUACUUACCUUAACUGAAUGAAUUCAGACCUGUUUGCUCUCCUCUUUUGCACAUAAGAGUCUAACUUGAUCAAAUUCUUGUUUUGCUUCUUUCACAGCAUUCAACAGAAUAUUAUUGUAACUUAAUUCAGUUCCACAAAGCAUUACCAUGAAUUGUUCUAUAUCCACACCUCAAACCAAUAUACUAAAUCCUAUAGGCAAACCAGUCUACUUUUAUUUGAGUACAGAGCUUGCAUCUUUAUUUUCAUUAAAACACCAGAAUUUGUUACAGAAUUUGUCUCCUGAAUCAUUCCAUCCAGAUUCAAGUCAGUUUCAAAUUGGACCAUAAAAGGUUAAGAUUAAAGAUAUCUGAAUGAGCUUUAGAGACCUGAUUCUGUAUUCCUUACUAACUGGAGUCAAGUUUGGGGUACUUAAGAAAUACUGGACCAGACCUGUUAAGUUGUAUUCCUGGCUAAAAUGUAUCCAAAAGGAGCAUUGAGCUGCUUGCUUCCGAAGUGCAGCAUUUGUUUUUAAAGCGAAGUGUCUUUAUUUGUGGUGUGCAUCUUCUGUUCUGGUGCCGUUCCUAUCCAUGUCCCAUGUUAAGUGCUAAGCCACAUGAAGCCUUCUGUUAAUGCAAUAUUAUUACGCAAUCCCACAGUGAGGGAUCGUUGCCAGAUAUUUUUUCUAAAAAGUACUGUACGGUUCUGACCAGCACCAUUCAGUCAAAUGUGUUAUCGACUUCAUCGCACAUCGAAGUACCAGCAAGCGGCAUGAAGUGACCAACCCUGUGCGUGUUGCUCGGUUUUUGAUUUGAGUGCUUGGGUGUUUUUGUAUUGACAUGCCACCUUGAUGCAUUCUUUUAUGGUUUUCGACUCUGCCAAGCGUUUCACAUAAUGUUAUAAAACUCUCUUUCGCUCUCCCUGUCAUUGUGAUGGGGUGUCCACCCCACACAAGGCAGAGCAGCUUGUUGGGCUGCACUUCAGAGACAGUCAAGGCCUGAAAAGCUAACUGAUGAUGGAUCCCAGCUGGACAGGGGCAGGCUGUGCUUAGAAUCAUAGAAUAUCAGGAUUGGAAGAGACCUCAGGAGGUCAUCUAGUCCAACCCCCUGCUCAAAGCAGGACCAAUCCCCAACUUGUAUAAAGCCAGCAAGCUGAGAGCAGAAGAGGGCUGUAAGUGGCUGAAAGUAGCAUGCAGUCUCUCCCUGGGAAAAGGGAAGUGUGUCUGGAGCUAUAAAGUCUGGCAAGAAGCCAAAGAAAGGAAUAGUCUACAGUUAGUCCCUGGGAGGAGGGAGUUUGGGCCGGUAAACACAGAGGAGGGGGCUAGAAGAUAGAGCAGGGAAGUAGGAAUGAAUCUAGGGAAAUACUAACAGGGUUUGGGAGCAAGCAGCCUGGAGUUCCUUGACAGAGGGUCCCUGAACUGGAACCCGGAGUAGGGGAUGAGCCUGGGUUCCCUGACAGCCACUGAGAAAGUAAUGUAGGACCUGUCCUUGGAGCAGAAGACUGUCUAGAAUGGCAUGUGGGCAGCUGAGUGGGACUUUGAUACCCUGGAAAGGGAAGACUAUACAGGGAGCUGGCCAGAGGGCUGAGACAUGAAGAGGGAGAGCUGCGAGUCCUGGAGAGCAAGGGGUGGGGGAGGCUGUGUGAACAACGGUUGGAAGGGGGGCAUCGGACCUGAGUGGAGCUAAUUCUCAGAUCUAGCUACAAGGAGGCACCCAACAGUAAGCCUGUGGAGGUCAAUUAUCAAACGUGUUUCCUUGCUGACAUUUGGGACUUCAGUGAAGAAUCAUACUGGGGAAUUCCAGUCUCAAUCCUUGGGCAUCUGCAUGGUGUACCUUUCCCCCCACCCCCAACAUUGUUCUCAUCCCUCCUGAUAGCACAGCUCAUGAACCCCUCCCCCCCGCAUUGCAUUGCUGCCCGUUAACCUCUCUCCCUUAUUACCUCUGCUGUGUAAUUAUGGAGAGAGAACAUCAGUGGAGUCAGGCUGGGGGGCUCAAAGGGUGGCUUGUCAGCUCUGCAGCAUGUUCUCCCCUCCCACCUGAUCUUGCUGAAGUCCGUUUACCAAUGCUGUGUUGCAUUUGCGCUCCC